CUUUAGCCGGUUAGCCACCCUCUCUAUUCCUCUAGUUUGAGCCCCUGGAGUCAAAGAAAUGCCCUGCUUUUUCUAUUUUACGCUCUUUCUUUUCUUUUCUUUUUUGCCUCCUCGAAUACUUUCAUAUUCAUUGCCGCUCUUCUUUUUUCCCCCUUUCCUAUCAAAAGUCAAGAAAUUCCUUCAUUUUUCCUUACCUCAGUUCAAACUUCAAACCAUAUUCCUCAUUACAUGUAUUUCAUAGAUUAGCUUUCCCAUUUUUGGUCCCUGUUUCUUUCUUUUCUUUUUUCUUUUUUUUUUAAUAAGAAUUCAUGGAAUCAGUUAGGCCUAAUCCGGCUUCAUCAAGGAGCAAACUUUCGAGGAAAUUCCAGAAAGUGAUUCAUCUCAAGACAGCAACAAAGAAGAACCUCUCCAACAAUGGGUUUUGUCUGAUGAUACCUCAAGAAAAGCUGAAAUGUUGUGAAUCCCAACAGUUUGAGAGAGAAGAGAUUGAGGAUGCAGCUAAAGAGACUAAAAACAGAGCGGCCAUGGAAGCCUUCAUCGCCAAGCUUUUCGCCACGAUUUCUUCGGUCAAAGCAGCUUAUGCGGAGCUACAAAUGGCUCAGUUUCCUUACAACUGUGAAGCCAUUCAGUCCGCAGAUCAAGCUGUGGUGGAUGAACUGAAAGCUCUGUCUGAGCUGAAACAGAGUUUUCUGAAGAAAAGAAUAGAUUUUUCACCGCCCCAUGUGACCUUAAUGCUGGCCGAGAUUCAAGAACAACAAUCUCUGAUGAAGACUUACGAGAUCACCAUGAAGAAAAUGCAGAAUGAAAUCCAAGUGAAAGAGGGUCAUAUUUCUUCACUUCAAGAAGUGUUGAGAGAGGUUGUUCAGAACAACAGAUCCCUUGAGAAGAAGCUGAAUGCGAGUGGAUCUUUCUCUGUGCUUGACAAUGUGAAGUUCUCAGAGGAUGCUAAUCCAAAAGAUUUCAUCUUGGUUUUGCAUUAUGCAUUGAGAUCUAUAAGAAACUUUGUGAAGUUGUUGAUCAAAGAGAUGGAGGCUGCCAAUUGGGAUAUUGAAUCAGCUGCAAAUUCAAUCCAUCCUGAUGUCAAUUUCCGGAAAAGGGACCACAGAGCUUUCGCCUUUGAAUCAUUCGUCUGCAGGGAGAUUUUCAGCGGUUUUAAUGAUCCGGGCUUUUCGUUACAGGGUGAUCAGAAUUUGUCUUGGCCUAAUGGGAGUUAUCAGAAAAGGCUUUUCUUCUUUGAUCAGUUCAAGAAAGUUAAGUCAGUCAAUGUGAUUCAUUUCCUGAAGCAGAAUCCAAAUUCCUUUCUUGGGAAAUUCUUGAAGGCCAAAUACCUUCAGUUAGUACAUCCCAAGAUGGAAUUCUCAUUUUGUGGGAAUUUGAAUCAGAGGAAAACUGUGAAUUCCGGAGAGUAUCCAGAAACAGAAUUCUUCAAGGCAUUUGCUGAAAUGGGGAGGAGAGUUUGGCUGUUGCAUUGCUUGGGUCUGUCAUUCGGUCAGGAAGUCAGCAUAUUUCAAGUGAGGAAGAACUGUAGGUUUUCAGAAAUGUACAUGGAGAGCGCGACGGAUGACAUUUUCGCAUCGGCGGAUGGUGAUUUUCGGGUGGCGUUUACGGUGGUUCCAGGGUUUAAGGUCGGAAAACUGGUGGUUCAGAGCCAGGUAUAUUUAUGUAAUGCCAAAUGUGUUGUCAAAAAGAAUUAAAUGCUAGAGGGAGCAAUUUGAGUUCAAUUUAACUCUGUUAUUAAUGGAGAAGUUAUACAAGUAAAAGCGAAUGAUCAAGAAAGGUUUGAAUUCGGUGACUCUACGGAAUCAAGGUUAGACAGCUUUCCUCACCGUAUGUACAGUAGAAUUAUAGUAUGAAGGCAUCAAAAUAGGCAAAAUCUGGAAUGCCAUGUAGUUGUAAUACUAGUAGUAUAGCUAGCUAGGCAUUUGAGCAGGUAAGAACACAGAGUAAAAAAGUAAAAAGGGUCAGUGCACCAUUUUGCUAGUGAUUUGUGGACGACCUCCAAAUAUGCACAAAGUUGAAUUGGGAUCCUCAACCUGAUAUUCCGAGUGCAACAUGCAAAAAAAAAAGUUGCAUGUGACACUCGGUAUGUACUUUAAAUCAGAAUAUAGCAGCGGAAACCUUUUUUUUUUUUUUUUU
Oldenlandia corymbosa var. corymbosa is the source of this 2136-nucleotide messenger RNA. The record is from the annotation of a GenBank genome assembly. Lineage: Eukaryota; Viridiplantae; Streptophyta; Magnoliopsida; Gentianales; Rubiaceae.